This is a messenger RNA of Chrysemys picta bellii (western painted turtle), 3439 nucleotides long. It is a transcript of the gene RTN4RL1, whose product is annotated as reticulon 4 receptor like 1. Gene Ontology annotation, molecular function: protein binding; signaling receptor activity. The record is from RefSeq and is a predicted model, not a curated record. Gene Ontology annotation, cellular component: extracellular matrix. NCBI's taxonomy places the organism in Eukaryota, Metazoa, Chordata, Testudines, Emydidae.
GGGGAGAAGGACCCGGCGCGCCGCGCAGCCCUUUAUAGGCGCAGCCCGAGGGGGUGGGGGGCGGCGGCGGCUCCCGGCCCAGAGGGGGGCGGCUCCCCCUAAAAGCCGCCGAAGGGAGCGAGCGCCAGUCACAGGGGAGGGACGGAGGGAGGGAGCAGCACCGCGCCGCCGCCCUGCGCGCUCCUAGCCCGGACUCGGCUCCGCUGCCGCUCGCGAUGCCCCUGCAGGGGCAGCUGCCCCGGGAUCCGGCUCCGCGCUCUCGGAUUAGCCGCUGCCGCCGCCCGCAAGCCGGCCCCGGGCGCUGAUCGGCGCCGCGCCAGGAGGGUUCGUCGCGUCCUUCUCAGCGGCACCGGCUCCAAGAUGCUCCGCAAAGGGGGUUCUGUGGAGCUGCUCCUGAUGCUGUUGGGACUUGAGAUUCACUUCACUGCUUGCUGCCCCAUUGACUGUGUAUGUUACCCAUCACCUAUGACUGUCAGCUGCCAAGCCCACAACUUUGCAUCAAUUCCAGAGGGGAUACCAGAAAACAGCGAGAGGAUUUUCCUCCAGAACAAUCAGAUCACAUUGCUUCUGCGAGGUCACUUUAGUCCAUCCAUGGUCACCUUGUGGAUCUAUUCCAACAACAUCACCUUCAUAGACCCAGACACCUUUGAUGGGUUUGUUAAUCUAGAAGAGCUGGAUUUGGGGGAUAAUCGCUAUUUAAGGGCUUUAGCAGCUGAGACCUUCCAAGGGCUGGUGAAGCUCCAUGCCUUGUACCUGUACAAAUGUGGGUUGAGCUCUUUACCCAGUGGGAUAUUUGGUGGCCUCCACAAUCUACAAUAUCUUUAUCUUCAAGAUAACCACAUAGAGUUCCUUCAGGAUGAUAUUUUUGUUGACCUGGUCAACCUCAGCCAUCUUUUUCUCCAUGGAAACAAGCUGUGGAGCCUUCAUCAGAACACAUUUAGGGGACUAAUAAACUUGGAUAGGUUACUCAUCCAUCAAAAUCAACUCCAGUGGGUCCACAGACGUGCUUUUCACGAUCUCCGAAGAUUGACCACCCUUUUUCUGUUCAAUAACAGCCUCUCUGAGCUCCAGGGGGAAUGCCUCGCCCACUUGGGAGCCCUGGAGUUUCUCAGGCUGAAUGGCAACCCUUGGAGCUGUGACUGCAAAUCCAGGUCACUCUGGGAUUGGUUGCGCAGAUUCAGAGGUUCAAGUUCCAGUGUGAUCUGUGAGUCUCCUGAGCAGAUGCAUGGCAAGGACUUAAAGGUGCUAAAAGCAGAGGAUUACAGGAACUGUUCUGGGUCUGAGUCCCUCCAUCAGAUCAAAACACACACUUUCUCCACAGCAGACAGAGGAGCCUCCAAAGACCACCACCCACACCACUCCUCCAAGGAGAAGGGUAAAGAGAGAGGGGUCGAGCACAGUUUACACAGCAGUCAACCAGCAGCACCUCCCGGUUCACGUCCAGGUUACAGAAAGCCCAGCAAGAACUGCACCAGCCACAAAAGCCGCAACCGAACCUCUAAGCCAGUGUCUCUGGGGCCACGGAAAAGCAUUCAUGAGGCUCAGGACUAUGUGCCUGACUACCAGCACAAAUUCAGCUUUGGCAUGAUGCCUACAGCACCACCCAAGCGGAAGGGUAAGUGCACCCGGCGGACACCCAUCAGACCCCCCAGUGGAGUACAGCAGGCAGCUGGGAGCUCGCUGAUCAGGGCCUCUCGGCUAGUUUUUAUAAUGGUUUUAGUGGUCAUAAUACGCUGAGCUGGCUGUGACUGAUAGUGUCUGUACUGCCACCAAUCUACAAAGGACCAGAGUUUCUUUUCUUCUUCUUUUUUCGUACAUGGAGGAUUUGGCCUUGUGAAGGAAAGAAUGUUGUUUAGGCUUUUGAUGGUCUCCAUACAUGGACGAGUGGAUUAUAAACAUGAACUGUACAGAAUGCGCACAGCAGGAGUGGAUUAAAGGCAUUAUCACAUGCUUGUCACAAACAGCCCCAACUGAGCACCUACAGAAAAGCCAACAUAACGAAAAAGGAGCUAAGCCUUCAUUAAUAACAACUGGACAAACAUGGACAGUAGCUGUGCUCUAUGUGAAAUCCUGUUAAUUUGAGAGAGCUCUGAAAGACCCUGUGAUUACUGAAGGGAACAUAAUUGCUGUAAAAAUGAUCACCAAUUAAGCCUACACCAUCUAUCUGAAACGGUGUGCAAAGACACUUACAAAAUGUAUAAUAAGGACAUUGGUUCUCCCACAUUUUAGCCCUUUUGGCUCCAAAUCCCACAGGCCAAAGCUGGCCAGAAUCCUCUUAGAAGACAAUCUCAAAUCCCUGUAUAUCUCAGGCACACAGCAGAACAGGGCUUGCCUGCUAGGCUAGGAGUAGCCAACUACCAAAGGAAAGACUGAUUAGAGGUGGAUAUUAAAACAAACGAAAUGAGAUUCCUACAGAAGGUGCGUUUUUUGUAACUGUGUUCACAUAUAAAAUAAACAAAUGCACAGGUUCCUUUCCCCUCAAUUAUCCAUAUGUAUGUCUUAUAAUGUUUAUAAACUAUAUGGAAACUAUAUCUUCAGAUGUAAGGAUUGUAUUGUUGAAUUUAUAGCAGAAGAACAGUAUAUGGUUUUCUCUAGAAAACAAUUGGCAGCAGUGCCUACAGAUGCCGGGUAGCCAUCCAUCAGGCUCAGCGAGUGCCGGGGGAACCACAGUGGACCAAUGUUCUUAGCAACUUAGAGCACUAGAUUUUGGGGGAUUUUUUGUAUGCGAUGUAACAAAGUCAAUAUCUGAAGAGCCAAAACUCACUCUUAUGACCUAAUUUCUAACCUGUCACAUGCCAGGAAGAAAGGGAUUAAUUAGAAGUGUUCAGACCAAACAUACACAGCUAUAGAGCUCUGUCUCCUAGAUAGCAUCGUGAGGCCAGGGCAGACGUUUCUAGCAAGAGCGAGAAGCAGUUCCCAACAGUGUUAGCCGUGUGAGGACCUUUAUAGCUGGUCUAAGGUUUUCACUCAAGUGGUGGAGUAGUGCAGGGACUCCAGGGAUAGUCCUGACAGCCUGGGAAGUGGAAGAUCUCAUGGGAGACUCAGAAAGGGGCUGCAAACGAUUAACUGGGAAUCUGAUAAGCGCCUGUAAGGAACAGAGUGCCCAGGACUUUCAUCCAUGAUAGAAAAAAAUGUAUAAGGCUGCCAUACAAAGGGAGUUGUGGAAGGCAGGGGUAGAAGAAGCAGGUCUGCCUGCCCAUCUAACCUCUAUCCUGACCCACUGGCAGUAAUCCUGAAGCUGGAGUGCUGGGGAAGGGGGUCGUGUGUUCUGGUCUGGUUCAGGCUGGUGUAUGGUGGAGAUGGUAGUGUUAUUGACCAGAGAUGAUGUCUAGAUGUAACACAAACAGUACACAUUAGUUCCCUGUCAGAGUGGAUAUGUGAGAAGAAAAACACUGAAGUUAAUGAAAAGAGGGAAAUAAAAUUAUCUUGGACAAGCAAA